UUCUUAUUUUGAGAAGGAGAAGGAAACCUAAAAGAUUUUUUUUUUAUUACACAUUCGAAAUUUAUUUGUCAAAUUCAGGACAAGAUAUGUUUCUCGACAUUUUCCCCUAAGAAUCGCCUUGAGGGGUGUUUAUAAAAUAAAAUUGUCAAUUUUACAAUCCUUCGGAGUGUAUGGUAAAAAUAGCGAAGAAUGAAUCCAAAGGACAUAACCAUCAGUUAACAUAGUGUAGAGGGAUCAGCUGGAGUGGUGGAGAGCUAGUCAAAAUGAAAUAACUCCACAAGAUACCAAGAGCAAGUUACUUUAUUCGGUUUUAAUUUAUUUAUAUAUUUUCCAGAGUGGCAAAAAGAAAAGUGAAAGAUUUUUUGUCUAAUAUCCUUGAGAUUUAUAUUAAAUCGCUUUCCCUGUUUUUAGUCUUGUGAUAGUCAAUUAGAAUAAUGAAAACUGGAAUUUGGGAUAAAGUGGGCCAAAUAAAAAGUGUCAGUUUUCUCAAGUUCCAUUCUAUAGUCAGAUAAGAAAAUAAAGAACGACAAGGGUGGAGUUUAUGUAUUAUUGCCUAAGGCCUCGACUUAUACUCAGUUAUGAGCCGGGAGGUGAAAUGGACAUGUGAAUAUUGCACCUAUGAGAAUUUUCCAAACGCGUCCAAGUGCACCAUGUGUCAGGGUCCAAAACCUUUGCUCUCAAAAAACAUAUAUCGGCUUAGAGCCGACGAAGAUUCCGGCUUUGUAAAACCCGAAACUUCGUCUUCAGUGCCUCGUAGUGUUAAUGCAGAUUUUUUACAUGAACAGUUAAAACCCCUGAGGAUAAGUGAUUGCAGUGAAAAUACCGCAAGUGCAACUUCUCGUGUUAGUACUGCCGUUAAAUGGUCGUGUAAAAUAUGUACUUACGAAAACUGGCCAAAAUCUAGGAAAUGUAUUAUGUGCGGAACAUCGGCAUCGGCAUCCAACACCUCCCCUACCUCCGGACAACUGCCACUGCAAAACCAGGCGUCUCCGAACAACACUUCAGUGAGACUCACUUCACCAUCUCCUGAAAAAGAUGCUACCAUUAAUGAGGAUAAUACCAUGAAAAGGUCUAAUUCAAGGCGGGAAGACAUUGGAGCUAGUCAAACUAGCAUGACGAAUAAUUAUGAGUUCGAUCGUCGAAGACGAGAGGCGGAUUGGACAUGGCUCAACGCUUGCCUGGGAGUCGUGGAAGGUGAUCCGAAUCCAGUCGCCAAAUUCCUCAGCACUGGGGGCGACCCGACUAGACAGCUAUUGCCCGCCGAAGUCUCCCUUUUGAACAGACCAUCGGCUUUCGAUAUCGGGCACACUUUGGUCCAUCUAGCUAUAAGGUUUCACAGGGAAGAGAUGCUAGCAAUGUUGGUCUCGUCAAUAGACGGAGGCGGUUCCGGAUUGAAAAGAGUCCCUUCUUACAUCGCUCCCGAGCUCGCUUCAGCGAUUCGUAGACACGCAGCUACCAUUUUCAACACGAAACAUUCACGGUCAAUCCCUUUUCCUUUUAUAACUGAAUUCACAACAUUUGUUUUGCCCGCAGAUAUAGAAGAUCUCCCUGCUUCAGUUCAAGAACAACUUUUCGAUGAACUCUUGGACAAAGAUGUACAACAACAGUUAGAAAGCGAACCGGCUGUAAUUAAUUGGUCUGUCGAAAUUACAGUUCAGUUAGGCUCAAGGCUCCACGCUCUUUGGAAUCGGUCUCAAGGUGAUUGCCUUUUGGAUUCUCUGAUGCAGGCGACCUGGGGAGUUUUCGACAGGGAUUCCCUGCUAAGAAGGGCUCUUGCUGACUCCCUCUGCCAUGGAGCACAUCUACUAUAUCCUCGUUGGUUGGAAUCGGAAGCCAAUCAAGCCCGUCAACUGGAUUUCACAUUGAGUGAUUCGCAAUGGGCUGAGGACUGGUCGGCAUUGGUGAAACGAGCGACGCAGCCUGGCGCGUCGCUCCAGCAACUUCACGUUUUCGCAUUGGCUCACGUUCUAAGAAGGCCAGUUCUCGUAUACGGAGUUAAGUUUGUUAAAAGCUUCAGGGGGGAGGCGCUUGAUUAUGCCGGUUUUGAAGGUGUUUACCUUCCAUUGCUUUGGGAACCGAGUUUUUGCAGUACGUCUCCAGUGGCUCUCGGCUAUACCCGUGGUCAUUUUUCCGCCCUCGUACCGAUGGAGUGUUACUCAACCCACACACAUUCUGAUCUCGGCUCGUCAGGAAUUGUCGAGGACAAUCGAGGAGAACAAGUCUGUUACUUACCCCUCGUCGACAGAGACAGAAAAAUCCUCCCAAUUCAUUUUCUCACAAAAUCAGAAACUGGAAGCGAAGAAAGAUUAUUAAGGAGGUGGUUAGAUGUCAAUAUCACAAACGGCGGUCUCCUUGUUGCUCAACAAAGGGUUCACGGUAGACCUUUGCUUGUUGCUCAAAUGCUUCAGGAGUGGCUUAAUCACUAUAAAAGUCUGGCUCAAAUGUCAGGAACGCCCUACAGUCGGACAAUCCCAACACAGGAUUUUUCGAGUGACGGUGACACGGAUGAUGAAUGACCUUAAUAUCUCACAGAAGAAGAGGACAAGGCUCUCUAAAAGAAGUAAUCAAAGUAACAACCUAGCAAAAUACAAAUAUGGGAAAAAAAGCAAACAAAAAAAUUACUAAAAACUGUGAUAUCUCAUCUAAAGAGGAUACAUCGGUUUCUCUUUCUUAUUUGCCUCUUUAAUCAUCAUUUUUUAUAACAUUGUUGUUUAUGCUAUUGUACAUGUGAAAGCUUUUAAUACUGCCAAUCAUUUUAUAUAUACAUAUAUGUUACAUAUGUGUGUAUAGAAAAUAUAAAAGGGUAAGUUUAAGCUGAAAGUUGUUUUCACCAUUUAUUUACAAAUAUGAUUUUUUUUUAAGAGGCUAAUCACACAGAAUAUAUAUUAACAAAUUUGUCUAGUGUCAUAGAAAUUAUACAAAUUGUUAAACAUAGAAGAGAAUGCAAUAAAACAAGCUUCACUGAAUAAUAAGCUCAACAGUUUUAAAAAUUUGUAUUAAAUAAAAUAAAUAGAAUAUAAAUCUUACCAAUUUCAUUGAAAGGCUUUAUUGAAAAUACUAGCCUUUAAUAAAUGAAUCAAAUAACAAAAAAUAUUUACACACCCUAAAGGGUUUUUUUACUUGUACUAGUUAUCAUUAAAAAAAAUAUUGUAAAUAAAAUAGACUUGUAUUAACAAAUUGAUAUUUGAGCGAGUAAAUUCUACUUCUAGCAUUGUUUCUUUUUUGUAAAUUCUUCACCUUUUCUUUUUUUUGCUUAUUUUUAUUUUAUUUGUUGUCCUUUAUUGCCAUGUUAUUAAAUCACGAAUCAAAU
Molecule: messenger RNA, 3310 nt
Organism: Cimex lectularius (bed bug)
Lineage: Eukaryota; Metazoa; Arthropoda; Insecta; Hemiptera; Cimicidae
Gene: trbd
Product: ubiquitin thioesterase trabid
Exons: 10
Coding region: 579-2516 (645 amino acids)
Biological process (GO): protein K33-linked deubiquitination; cell migration; positive regulation of Wnt signaling pathway
Cellular component (GO): nucleus; cytoplasm
Molecular function (GO): cysteine-type deubiquitinase activity; K63-linked polyubiquitin modification-dependent protein binding
Source: RefSeq, a predicted model, not a curated record